Messenger RNA from Pieris macdunnoughi, 360 nucleotides. The record is from the annotation of a GenBank genome assembly. NCBI's taxonomy places the organism in Eukaryota, Metazoa, Arthropoda, Insecta, Lepidoptera, Pieridae.
AUGGCUGGUUCAGUGAUUUUGGCAGGACUUGGAAUGGCUGCAGUAGGUUUUGCUGGGCGAUAUCUACUUAAGCAAAUGCCAAAUGCUUCAAUGAAAUUUGCUGAAGCUGUAAAGAAUCUACCUAAAUUUGAUGCUGAAAGCUUAGCAAAUUCGAAAUACUACAAAGGAGGUUUUGAUCCCAAGAUGACAAAAAGAGAAGCUGCGCUUAUCUUAGGUGUUAGUCCAACAGCAAGCAAAUCUAAGAUACGAGAAGCUCAUAGACGUAUCAUGUUACUAAAUCACCCAGAUAAAGGAGGGUCACCAUUAAUAGCGGCUAAAAUAAAUGAAGCUAAAGACCUCUUAGAAAGCGGAAAAUCAUGA